Molecule: messenger RNA, 3170 nt
Organism: Rhodamnia argentea
Lineage: Eukaryota; Viridiplantae; Streptophyta; Magnoliopsida; Myrtales; Myrtaceae
Product: probable helicase MAGATAMA 3
Exons: 21
Coding region: 312-2822 (836 amino acids)
Molecular function (GO): helicase activity
Source: RefSeq, a predicted model, not a curated record
GCAACUCGUGACGAAUUGGGGGACGUCCGAUUUGUUCUGGCGCGCAAAACCCUCGCUAAACCCCUCGCACUCUAUCCCUCCACCGCCACCGCCGUCGACCGUCGCCUCCGACCACGAAGUACCCGUCCACCAGCACCACUUCUCCAAUCCGCCACCACCAGUCCCCUCUCUCUCUCUCUCUCUCUCUCUCUCUCUCUGCAAGCCACCAUCGCCGGGCCGUCACACCUCCUGCUCAGCUCGGCCACUAUUGCAGACCUCUCCCUCUCUCGCUCGCUCGCAAAGCAAGCACUUAGGUCAAGGGAGAAGUGAAGAUGGCAGGGGACAGAGAUAAGAUUCAAGAAGAGGCUUCUCUUUCACGUUUGUACAAAAUCAUUCUUGGUUGGGACUAUUUUCAAAUCCUUAAAGAAGUCAAUCAACAAGGUAGGAGUGAAGAGCAUGAUAAAGAAGGAACUCCUCUCAGCAUAAAGCGAGUAAAGUACACAUAUAAAGAUGUCGAUGACUACAUUUCUACCUUUGAGCCUCUUUUGUUUGAAGAGACUAAGGCUCAGAUUGUUCAGAAAAGUGAUGACGAUGAAGAUGCUGAUGUAGAGUGGAAACAUGGAGUGGUUACCAAGUGCAAUGAGUCUGAUGGGUUUCACUUGCCAGAGGUCACUUACGGCUCCUCUUAUAAAGAUUUCUCCGUAUCUCAGAAUGAUCUGCUUUUGCUAUCUAAAGAAAAGUUUGAUGAAGGCAAGAAACUCCCAACAACCUUUGCAUUUGCAUUGGUGGAGCAUCGUCAGAUACGUGAGACGGGAGGGUCUGGGCAAAAUAGUGACUGUCGCUGUCUGGUUGUACUUAGACUUCGAAUGCAUUUGACUGGACAACUCAUGCCUAUGCAGACUGAUAAAGUUGAGUCUAGUCCUCGGCUGCUAAAUAUGCGCUCUCUCAUUACUGAGGGAGGGAAGUCCCUCUAUAUAUUGAAGCUUUGCAGCUUAUCAACUAUUUCUCGUGAAUACGUAGCUGUACACAGUAUUGGUUCCCUUCCUUUCAAGGACUUAAUACUAGCUGCUGCGGAUAAGAAUCCCGCUCCUUCUGACCAGCCCUGGAAAAUUUCCAAACCUCUGGGGGAUUAUAUUAAAAGUAAUUUGAAUGAAUCUCAACAACAAGCUAUAAAAGUUGGUUUGUCACGGAAACAAUUUGUGCUUAUACAGGGUCCCCCUGGAACAGGGAAAACUCAGACUAUCCUUGGCCUUCUGAGUGCCAUUUUGCAUGCCAUUCCAGCUCGGGUGCACUCAAAAUAUUGCAGGGGUAGACUCCGAGGAGUAAAGCGUGGACCAGAGUUACCCAUCAAUGAAAAGUACAUUCACUGGGGAGAUGCAUCUCCAUGGUUAAGUAAUAUCAACCCUAGAGAUGAAAAUCUGCCGACUGACGGUGAUGAUGGAUUUUUUCCAACCACCGGAAAUGAGUUGAAACCAGAAGUGGUUAACUCCUGUCGUAAAUAUCGUGUGCGCGUGUUGGUAUGUGCCCCGUCAAACUCUGCUCUUGAUGAGAUAGUGUUGCGUAUUUUAAAUGCUGGCAUUCGGGAUGAAGAUAAUCAUGUGUAUAAUCCUAAAAUAGUGCGUAUUGGUCUUAAAGCUCAUCACUCGGUCCAGUCUGUUUUCAUGGAUCACCUGGUCCAGCAGAAACAUAGUCAUGGGGUAGCUAGAACGGAUACAGACAAUCUAAGGGCUGCACUUUUGGAUGAGGCUGUCAUUGUCUUUUGCACCCUUAGCUUCAGUGGGUCAACCAUAUUCAGUAAACUGAACCACGGUUUUGAUGUUGUUAUCAUCGACGAGGCUGCCCAAGCUGUUGAACCAGCAACUCUUGUUCCACUGGCUAAUGGGUGCAAGCAGGUUUUCCUGGUUGGUGAUCCGGUACAAUUACCAGCCACAGUGAUUUCUCCAAUAGCCAACAAAUUUGGGUAUGGCAUGAGUUUGUUUCAGAGGUUCCAGAAGGCUGGUUAUCCUGUCCUUAUGCUCAAGGAGCAAUACCGGAUGCAUCCUGAGAUAAGAAGCUUUCCUUCUCGUGAAUUUUAUAAUGAGGAACUGCAGGAUGGUCCAGAUGUCCAGAUUCAGACACAGCGGGUUUGGCAUGAAUUUCGGUGCUUCGGGCCAUUUUGCUUUUUCGACAUACAUGAGGGACAAGAGUCCCAGCCAUCUGGUAGUGGGUCCCGGGUGAAUAUUGAUGAAGCUGAGUUUAUUGUCAUUAUGUAUCUCAAAUUGGUGACCAGAUAUCCGGAGCUCAAGUCAAGCUCAAGGCUUGCAAUUAUAUCCCCUUACAAUUAUCAAGUCAAGCUUCUGAAAGAUCGUUUCAAGCAAAUUUUCAAGGAGGCGGCAAAGGAAGUGGUGGAUAUAAUCACUGUCGAUGGAUGUCAGGGAAGGGAGAAGGAUGUUGUCAUCUUUUCAUGUGUUAGGGCAAGUAAAAGUAAGAGUAUUGGAUUUUUGUCGGAUUAUAGACGAAUGAAUGUUGCAAUCACCAGAGCAAGGUCUUCUGUACUGGUGGUGGGUUCUGCAACCACUUUGAAAAACGAUGAACACUGGGGCAACCUAGUAGAAGCUGCUACCAAGAGUGGUGGGUUGUUUAAGGUUUCCAAGCCCUACAGCUCGUUUUUGUCAGAGGAAAAUCUGGAAACCUUGAGAGUGAAGAAGGACGAACAUCAGUUAGAUGAAACACAGAUAGUGAAUGAGGCAGACAACAUUACUUCAGUGUAUGGCAACACUGGCGAUGUUGAACCUGGCCAAGGAGAUGACAAUUACUAUGGGGAUGGUGAUGCCGACAUGGCUUAUGGUGAUGGAGAAGACUAAUCUGCUUUAUCUUGUUCAACCGAGUCAUGGUUGUACAAGGUUUUUUUCCUAUGACAUCAAAGCAUGUUGUUGGAUAUGUGGAGCAGUCUGAGGUAAAGAGCUUCCUACUCAUGUUGGCUAUAAUCGCCUCCCGAAACCCUGAUGUCCAAUUUUUUCUGCAGCAUAUGCAGGAUUCUUCUCACACCAGAGCGGCGAGCGCCAGCAGCUACCUAAAGUUUCUGUUGAUUUUCAAGUGUUCAUAAAGGAGAACAAUUGUUAUGAUGUGAUUCGCCUCUCAACGACGAUAUCGAGAUUGUAUUCACUUUCUUCUUUAAUCCAUUAGGUGCUAUGACCUUUCUCAUCUGGCCA